This is a messenger RNA of Cladocopium goreaui, 5619 nucleotides long. Lineage: Eukaryota; Dinophyceae; Suessiales; Symbiodiniaceae. The record is from the annotation of a GenBank genome assembly.
AUGCUCUUCAUUCUCCUGGGCAUAAUUUUGUUCUCCCUUUGGAGAGUUGCAGAUGUUGCUGAGCCCGAACCUGUCCAAGAAGUCAGCUGCCAAAAGCCUUCGAAACUCCUUGCAGUGGACAAACUGCUCCAAGCUGUGCCCAUCUCUGCACCUUCCCUGCCUUUCAUAGGUGGCGGGCGAACCAAUUUGCCAGAGAUUUGUCCUCCUUACAUGAGAGCCUCCCAAGGAGCUGAGCUUUCAUUGACAGCCUCAACGGAGCUGUUGAGCCAACACGGGACCAAAGUCUUUGGCCUCGGCGCCUCAGUGAUGAGGGGUGCGCCAACAUCUCUCCUAACAGCACACGUGCUUGAAGGAGAGACACGAAAGUUGGAGCUGCGGGAGCAGGAGCCUGGAAAGGAGCCAGGUGCAGCUUCCAAGGUGUUGCUGUCCACCUCUGAAAUGGACAUCUGGAAAGGUGAGGUGAAGUCAGGAGAGCGUCUGGGCUCGAUGGAGUGCACCACUCUGGAAGGAGGCUCGUGCUUGCGGCGGCGAUUUGCCCUAAAGCGGGAUGGUGCUGAACAGGACCAUCACAGUUCCUUGGUUUGCAGAGAGUGCAUUGUGCCGUUUGGAAACUUCAAGAUGCAACAAUCAUUUGCAGAUGAUCGGGACGAGAUAGACGCUGCAGCUGCAGACGAGGAAGAUGAUUCUGCUGCUCGAGAACAAGCUGCAUCCAAGAUUCAAGCCAUUCAACGAGGAAGAGCUGUCAGGAAAAACAUGAACGCAAAGUCCUUUGGUGAUACAAAUGAUGACGCAUUGAACGAGGAUGGGGCAGAGCCAGCACUUGCAGAUGAUCGGGACGAGAUAGACGCUGCAGCUGCAGACGAGGAAGAUGAUUCUGCUGCUCGAGAACAAGCUGCAUCCAAGAUUCAAGCCAUUCAACGAGGAAGAGCUGUCAGGAAAAACAUGAACGCAAAGUCCUUUGGUGAUACAAAUGAUGACGCAUUGAACGAGGAUGGGGCAGAGCCAGCACUUGCAGAUGAUCGGGACGAGAUAGACGCUGCAGCUGCAGACGAGGAAGAUGAUUCUGUUGCUCGAGAACAAGCUGCAUCCAAGAUUCAAGCCAUUCAACGAGGAAGGGCUGUCAGGAAAAACAUUAACGCAAAGUCCUUUGGUGAUACAAAUGAUGACGCAUUGAACGAGGAUGGGGCAGAGCCAGCACUUGCAGAUGAUCGGGACGAGAUAGACGCUGCAGCUGCAGACGAGGAAGAUGAUUCUGCUGCUCGAGAACAAGCUGCAUCCAAGAUUCAAGCCAUUCAACGAGGAAGAGCUGUCAGGAAAAACAUGAACGCAAAGUCCUUUGGUGAUACAAAUGAUGACGCAUUGAACGAGGAUGGGGCAGAGCCAGCACUUGCAGAUGAUCGGGACGAGAUAGACGCUGCAGCUGCAGACGAGGAAGAUGAUUCUGUUGCUCGAGAACAAGCUGCAUCCAAGAUUCAAGCCAUUCAACGUGGAAGAGCUGUCAGGAAAAACAUGAAUACAACUUCCACCGAUGAUACACAGAAUAGCUCACUAAAGGAGUGUGGCGAAAUGGCUGGUGACAAAGAGGGAAAAUCCAGCAGCCGGGCUGCUCUGGCAUCGGCUGGCAAAAUUGCUAGCAAGGCCUCUCGACCCUGCGAGGAUCGGAAGACCGUGCUUGCUGGGGAGAACGAGCGCCUGAAGUGGGGGAAGACGUCCAGCCAGGAGGCUGUGGUGAGCAGCGCGCCACCCAGCAGGUUCAGGACCUUGCUCUGGCCUUUUGGUCGCGAACAGGAGCGCAGGGUGCUGGACGAUGCCUGGUCUCGGGGCGAUUGCCGCUGGAUGCCCGAUGAGAAAUGCACCAAGUGUUUCGCCUGCGGUGAGUCUUUCAACAGCUGGUACCGUCGGCGACAUCAUUGUCGUUUGUGCGGUCAAAUCUUUUGUAACAACUGCUGCAGCAAUUACGUGGAGGGCUUUGUGGUUGGGCGCUCGAAUGAGAAGAAGUCUCGCUUGUGCGAGGCGUGUACAGAAUUUGUAGAUGACAACUUGAUUGACCGUUCCAACAUGGGGAGAAACAUGCAAGAGACCCAAGAGACCAGAGAUGUAGAACAUGCUGGUGAAGACGUGCCGGAUGAUGGUGUGGAGAAUGACGAUGAUGGUCCCUCAGAUGAAGAGGACACCGAAAAUCGCGUGGAUUUCGGAUUGGAUAGAGACAAAGAAUAUUUGGAGCAUUUGUACCAACCUCGAGAUGCUUUGGAGGGCAAACAGGAGGAACAUGGGGCGCAUGCAGAUGAAUGGCGUGAGAUGGCAGACGCGGGAUUUCGUCGCUUCGUGGCCAGUGUUCGGGCUUAUUGCAUGGAAGUUGGUGGCUUGGAGGAACAGGACGUUUUCAUGAUUUGUAAGUUGGCUCAGCAGGUGGUGAAGCAAAUGGAGCGACCAACGCCAGAUGAUUCGAUGGAUAUCUUGAAGUAUGUGAAGGUGAAGAGGGUCCCAGGUGGUUACAUCUCAGAAUCCAAGUGCUAUGAUGGGGUGGUCUUUUCAAGCGAUGUGGUGAACCGGAAGAUGGAGACGGACAUUGACAACUGUCCACUGAUAGUGAUUCAAAUGCCCCUGACCUUUGACAAGUACAAUGUGCGGACCGAUUUGGACAACUUGCGAGAUCAAGAACAGAUCUAUUUGGAUCUGAAGGUGGAGAAGAUCUCGAAAGAUGUAAUGCCAGAAAGCCCCAAACUCUUCAUCUGCCAGGGAGUUGUGUCUCAGCUGGCCCUAGAGCGAAUAUUAAAAAAAGGUGGACUCUCGGUGAUCAUUGGUGUCCCCGAACACAUCUUGAGAGCAAUUUCGCGGUGUACUGGAAGCCGGGUCACGCCGGCCGUGGAUUCGAUCGUCCGGAAGACCCUUACCCCGAGCAAGGACAAUCACGUUGGAGGAAAGGCCCAACGCUUCUAUGUGAGUCGGGUGGGCUAUGUGGGUGAAGAAGGCUACAAAGCACUGACAGUCAUUGAAGCUGCAGCUGGUCACAAGGGAAAAUUCAGUACUGUAUGCCUCAGAGGCCCCACGGCCAAGUUGGCCAAGCCCGUGCUACGUUGGGCCAUCCGUUUGGCACGACAUCUUCAGUUGGAAAGCGAGCUGCUCUUUGAGCUCUGGUGUCAGCCAUGGCAGCGCGAGUUAGAGAAACAUGGCGAAGAGGGAGAUGAUCUUGAAAGCUUGGAAAUCACCACUUACAGGAUCACCAAGAAAGAUCUCAAUUGCAAUCCGCCAGAAGAUUACCGCUUCCGUGCUUACACCGUUCCAGCGGCAGAAUCGCCCGAAGCGUAUCGCUCCAUCAUGGGACUGAGAGAUUGCACAGUGCGGCAGUGGCUGGAGAGUUCCCUGCAGCAGCCCUCCACAGCGCCCAGCUCUCCACAGGUCAGCGCCACAGCGGCGCUGUCCACGGAGGAUGCGGUGCUCACGGCGGCCACAGCCAUGGAUACAGUUGGUGUGGAGCCUGGUGCAAUGCCUCCACUACCAGAGUGCGGCAAGUCGCUGUGCUUCCAGCGCAAGGGAAGUCGUUUGGUGGUGGAACUCAUGGACCUCCGUGACGAGCAGAGCGAACGCGGCCGCGCGCGGUCGCUGGAGCCAGAACUGCGAAGCUCCGAAGGCGGUGCCAUCACACGCUGGUCCUUGCUGUCCAAAGAUAAGCCAGCAGAUGGUCGGGAUGCGGAGCACUCUGAAAAGGAGUCACGUCAAAGUGGUUUGACCUUGGAGAUGUGGCGUUUCUGCCGCAACUGCGGGCAGAGGGGGCGGCAGGUGACACCCCGCAGCGCUUUGAGUGAGUCUGCCGGAUGGCAUUCCAUGGCCAAAUUUCUGGAGAUUUUGUUGCACAACACGAAUCUGGAAUAUUCUCCCCUGGCUGCUGGAGACGACUUUCCACCAUGCCCCCACUCCUUCCGCGAACACGUUCUGUGCUGCGGCUCACCCGAACGGCCUGGCUUUGUGAUUUCCUUCAAAUGGGAACAGGUGUCAGUCUGGCGGCUUCGACCACCUCACUUGCCCUUCUGGGAGGCUGAAUCUGGCCUGCUGCUGGAGCAAGAUGCCAAAGAGAGUACUGAGAGUAUGAUUUCGCUGUUCGAGAAUAUGGAAAAACUCAUUGCGUACAUCAGAUAUUUCAUGCGAAGCGUGCUGAUUUGCUUGUCGACCAUCGAGUCGGAGGACCAGGCGGAAUCGCCCGCCAAGCUCCCAGCCCCACGCAGUGAGAGCUCCUUGCGGGUGCUGCGGAAAGAGGGCUACCAGGAGGAGGAAGAAACCAAAGUCAAAGACGCCAACGUCCUGAACUGCACGAUGGAUUUGUUGAGCAUCAGGCAGUGGUUGUUCCAGAACAAGGCCACCUGGCACCGUGUGAUUAAGCACCUGGAGGAGUUUUUGGAGAACAUCUCCCAGCGGUUGAAGACGGCAAACGAAUGCCUGGGGCAGGAUGGGCAGGUUGGGCAGGUUGGGCAGGUGAGCCGGCCACGGAUGAGUCUCCACGCCAUGAAGGAGUCUCUGAAGGACGCUGAGUUGGCGGAUCCCGUGUUGGUGAAUACCCUGCGCUGUGAUGUCUUGGACGCGUUUCGGGAGACCUUCAAUGACAAGACAACUCCAAGGGACAGCCAUCAGGAUCUGCUCAACCUGCAGAAACUUCGCAUGGAGGAGGACAAGAACAAACGUGGAACUCAGGCUUCCAGUUUUCAGAUAGCAUCCCUCUCGGGUUUGUUGGCCAGCGCCAAGGACACCUUAGGCCGCAUUUGGCUCCCCGACGAGCUGCCGGAGAAGAGUGCGGAUGAUCGUUCAGCCGCAGCGGUGGCGGAGUCUCAGCGCUUACCGAGAACCUCCUGGACGUUGGAUUUGGAUCUCACCUUGGAAUCUGCCAAACGAGAGAGUGGACGCCUGGAGCGUGAACCGCUGCCGGUGCACUUGGACAAAGUGCUGAAGGCCUUUGGCGAAGGCCUCGAAGAAUCGGAGAAGCUGCAGAAUGCUGGGGAGAGGUGCAUCUAUGGCAUCUGCAUCCCUGUUAACUUCGAUGAUCCUGGAUCUCUGAUUGCCCAUGCGCUGCUGAGCGACAGAGCCCAGGAGCAAAUGGCAGCACAAUGGCGCCUGUUGCCCGGGGGUAAGCCCUGCUGUCCAUUGGGAACAAGUUGCCUUCGAUCGUUACCCAAGGUGCUGUCCCAAAGAACUUCCAAGCUGGGAGACCGCUCUGUCUCUGAGAGAGCGAACCAAUUGGUACCAAAUGCACCAAAUCUAAGCAGGAAGGAGCUCCAUGCCAAAACCUCCAAGUUGCUGAAACCCUUGUCAUCGCUGCCUGUCCCUGGAGAACUGCCGGGCCAUGCGCAAGCGGCCGCGGAUUGGGAAGGUCAAGGUCUACGGGAGGUACUCACAGGUGCGACCUUCAAGGAAGUCAAGGUGGACCUCGAAGACCGGCAAGGGAAGUACUCCGUGUGUCUCCACUUCGCGCCGCAGUUUCACGUCCUUCGCCACUGGAUGUGCGGGGACGAUCUGAACUUUGUUCGGUCCCUGCAGCGGUGCAUUGUAGCCAAACAGACUGGUGGCAAGUCCAAAGCCACUUUUUAUGAAACCCACGACAAACGUUUCCUGCUGAAGGCUGGCAAUUGA